Molecule: messenger RNA, 670 nt
Organism: Parasteatoda tepidariorum (common house spider)
Lineage: Eukaryota; Metazoa; Arthropoda; Arachnida; Araneae; Theridiidae
Source: RefSeq, a predicted model, not a curated record
AAACUUUUUUGAAAAACAAUAUUAUAUCGACGUAGGAGAACGAAAAUGUUUACCAUUUGCAAAUUAAUUCCUAUCCUUGUUACUGUUGCAUGCGUCAACGCGCUUGAUUUGAGUUUUUUGAAAAGUGCAUUUGAUCAAGCUAUAGGAUCAGCUAUGGGACCUUUCUUAGAUUGCGUAAUGCUACAAUAUUGUGACUGUGAAGUACUUGAAGAAGAAAAAAUAUGUUGGGAUAAAAUGCCUCAAAAUGCUAUUAACUUUAUUAGAAAUACAGUGAUUGCACAAUGUGAUCUCAAUGGUGAAUCUGGAUUGCCACUGUGCGAAGAGGGAAAUGUAACUUCAUGCCUUUUGCCUUAUAUGUGUUCGAAUAAAGAGAAACUCAAAAGUCACUUGACAGCAGUCUUCGAGUCUUUGAAUGAAUACAAUAUCGAUCUUUCAACUUCAACAGAUCCAAUAAAAGUUGCUGAUAAUAAGAAAUUGGAAGAGUUCAAAGUUUGCUUUUCCCCAUUCAUUAGCUAUUGCAUGAUGCUUCCCACGUACUGCAAAAGUGAAAUGGGUUGAGGAAUCAGGAGCUAUCGUCUAGUCUCUUUGAGGAUCAUAAGGAAAAAAAAGAAUGAAAUUUCUAAAAACCCCUUCUUCCCAGAUACUAUUAAAGAUAAUUGUUUAGAAUAUA